Molecule: messenger RNA, 8087 nt
Organism: Bipolaris sorokiniana ND90Pr
Lineage: Eukaryota; Fungi; Ascomycota; Dothideomycetes; Pleosporales; Pleosporaceae
Gene: PKS3
Product: polyketide synthase PKS3
Exons: 8
Coding region: 53-7825 (2590 amino acids)
Biological process (GO): secondary metabolite biosynthetic process; fatty acid biosynthetic process
Molecular function (GO): oxidoreductase activity; fatty acid synthase activity; 3-oxoacyl-[acyl-carrier-protein] synthase activity
Source: RefSeq, a predicted model, not a curated record
UCACAGAUCCACAGAAACGACUAACCGAUACUUCUUGGAAUAUCUACACAACAUGGCCAUUAUCGCCACUCUCAACGAAAGUGAAUCAGCUGAGAACACAGUGAGCAAUGAGAUAAUCGACACGGACGACAAUUGUCAGAGCCAGGUUCCACCGGUAGCUAUCGUCGGUCUGGGCAUGAGAUUGCCUGGGGCCAUUCAUACUGCCGAACAACUAUGGAAGACCCUAGUUCAGAAACGCUCAACACGGUGCGAAAUUCCAGCUUCAAGAUUCUCGGUAGACGGAUUUCAUAGUCCAUCAGCCAAACCGGGUUCAGUAGCUAUGCGACAUGGACACUUCUUGGAUGAUUCUGACGAUCUUCAUCAUCUUGAUACAUCGCUCUUUUCUAUGGGAAUUACCGAAGUGAAAGAUAUUGAUCCGCAACAGCGAAUGUUGCUCGAAGUCGUCUACGAGUGUAUGGAAUCAUCGGGUCAGGUCAACUGGCAGGGUAGCAAUAUUGGAUGUUACGUUGGGGUUUGGGGAGAAGACUGGCUCGACCUUCAUGCUAAAGACUUGUUUGACGCGGGCACAUAUCGAGUAUCCGGUAGUCACGACUUUGCGAUUUCCAAUCGCAUUAGCUAUGAAUACAAUCUCAAAGGCCCAUCGUACACCAUAAAAGCCGGCUGCUCAUCAUCAUUGAUUGCGCUUCACGAAGCUGUGCGAGCCAUUCGGGCUGGAGACUGUGAUGGAGCCAUCGUCGCUGGCACGAAUCUUAUCUUCUCACCGACUAUGUCGAUGGCCAUGACAGAGCAAGGUGUACUAUCUCCAGAUGCCUCUUGUAAAAGUUUCGAUGCCAAUGCAAAUGGAUAUGCUAGAGGCGAAGCUAUCAAUGCUAUUUUUCUGAAAGGCUUGAGUAGCGCACUUAGGAAUGGAGAUCCCAUUCGUGCUGUUGUCCGAGCAACAUCUUCGAACUCAGAUGGCAAGACCCCGGGAAUGUCUAUGCCUAGUUCGGAAAGCCACAUGACUCUAAUACAGCACGCAUAUCAUGAAGCGGGCUUGAACCCUAAAGAUACGGUUUUUGUUGAAGCUCAUGGAACGGGGACUCCAGUAGGCGAUCCGCUGGAAGCAAUCGCCAUCUCACGUGUAUUCGGAGGCAGGAAAGAACGACCAUUCUAUUUGGGAAGCGUCAAGCCAAACCUUGGCCAUAGUGAGGGAGCCUCGGGUAUAUCCUCUGUUCUCAAAGUGGUACUGGCCCUGGAGAAUCGGAAAAUUCCUCCCAACAUCAAUUUUUCGAUACCGAAUCCCAAGAUCCCGUUUAAUGAAGCCAACAUGGUAGUUCCCUGCGAGGUUCUCCCUUGGCCGGAAAACCAACCUCUUCGUGCCAGUGUUAACUCUUUCGGCAUUGGAGGUGCAAAUGCACACUGCAUUAUAGAGAGUAUCGACCAGUUCCUCAGCGAUAAUCCAGUUCAGAAAGCCAAAAUAUUAGACAUCAAGAAAGGUCACACCGAGCUACGAUGCAGCUUGGCAAACAAGUUCUUAAGCGACGACUUUAACGGCCUCAAAUCAAACAGGGAAGCUGGUGCAUCUGAUACCACUGGUCAUGGAUUGCAUACGCCAAGAAAAGUACUGUAUGCGAUAUCUGCGGCUAGUCCUGCCUCUCUAAAGAUGAGGGUACUUGAACACCAGAAAUACCAGCAACAGAACAAAAAGAACCAGCUAGACGUUUCGUACACGCUUUGCAACCGGAGGGAGCACUUGUCUCAUCGCGCGUAUAGUGUUGUUUCUACCAUCUCACUGGAAGGCGAAAGUCAACCAGCGCUUGAGUUUUCUUCUCCAGCCAAGGUAGCAAACGCUAAAGUGGAUGUGAACAUGGUUUUCACUGGCCAGGGAGCCCAGUGGGCUGGGAUGGCAAGUGAGCUUCUACAAGACUAUUCCCUCUUUCGCGAUACCAUUAGUUAUUUAGGUCGUGUUUUGUCACAGCUCGAGCAUAGUCCAACUUGGGAUCUUACAGAGGAGCUGAGAAAGCCAGAGGCUACCAGCAGAAUAGGCGAAGCUGAAUUCUCACAGCCGCUUGUCUGUGCUGUUCAAUUAGCUUUAGUUGACCUGUUGCGAGACUGGUGCCUUCUGCCGACCGCUGUUGUCGGCCAUUCUAGCGGUGAGAUCGCGGCUGCAUAUGCUGCAGGUGCCAUUACUUCCGCCGAGGCCAUCACUAUUGCAUAUUACCGCGGAUACGUGAACAAAGGCAUUAAAAAAUCCGGAGGGAUGGCCGCAGUUGGUUUGGGAGCGCAGCAAGUCAUUCCAUAUCUAGCUGAUGGGGUGGUUGUCGCAUGCGACAACAGUCCACAGAGUAUCACGAUCUCUGGAGACAAAGACGUUCUCCAAGACGUAUGCAGAGUGAUAAAAGAGAAGGAGCCAGAUGCUUUGGUGCGCCUUUUGAAGGUUCCAGUAGCAUAUCAUUCCCAUCACAUGCACGACCUAGGAGAUAGUUUCGAAAGUCUGUUGAAGGGCAAGCUACACAGCAAGGUUCCUGUGAUCCCAUUCUUUUCCAGUGUGAAGAGUAAACAGCUUCAAGAACCUGGAUCUCUCAAUGCUGCAUACUGGCGCGAGAAUCUAGAAAACCCGGUGCUCUUUACCGACGCGGUGAGCCUUCUUCUCAAAACUCAGUCAUCAUCUUCUAGGAGCGUUUUCAUCGAAAUCGGUCCACACAGCGCUCUAGCGGGUCCUCUCCGUCAGAUAUUUAAGGCUCACGGCACUGGCCAGCAAGCAUACGCAACGGCAUUGACCCGUGGAAAAGACUCCGCUGAAUCAGUACUCAAACUUGCUGGAGAGUUAUUCGUCCAAGGUGUACCUAUGAACUUGUCCCGUAUCUCGCCUAUGGGGAAUGUGGUGACGGACCUACCACUGUAUCCAUGGAACCACGAGAAAGAAUUUUGGGCCGAGAGCCGCAUAAGUAAAGAGUGGAGGUUCCGCAAGUACCCUCAGCAUGAGCUUCUAGGCUCGAAGACUCUUGAGAGUAGCAAGUUUCAGCCUGCAUGGCGAAAUGUCCUAAGACUUGAAGCGGUACCCUGGCUACGCGAUCACCAGGUCCUCAACGACGUGAUUUUUCCCUGUGCAGGUUACCUUUCCAUGGCUGUUGAGGCCGUUCGCCAAGCGACUGAGAGUACUGAAGUCGACGGAUUUAUCCUAAAGAAUGUCAUCGUACGGUCUGCAUUGGUGAUGACCGAUUCCAAGCCAAUCGAAUUGUUGACAACCCUGCAACCUGUACGACUUACCAAUACGCUUGACUCAAAUUGGUGGGAGUUUAGCAUCAUGUCACACAAUGGCUCAAACUGGAUGAAGCAUUGUGAUGGCCAGGUCAGAACGAAUCGCGACGCGGAUCAGUUUAAGGAAGCAACAUCCCAGCACUUGUCAACAAUUAAUAAUGAAGCCUAUCCCCGCACUGUAAACGACUUAUAUCCCCAGCUUCAUAGGCUUGGACUAAGAUAUGGACCCUGCUUCCGUGGACUCGAAGAUGUUAAAUGUCAGCCAAACGGCAAGAGAGCCAUGGCUACAUUGAGCAAGAUGGCCAUCUCAGAAUCGUCGUAUGCGAUCCACCCCGCUACGAUUGAUCAUUGCCUCCAAUUGUUCUUUCCUGCUAGUUGCGAAGGUAUCUUCUACCGUGCUGAAAAGCUAUGUGUGCCAACAGUCAUCGGUAAUCUAUAUUUAGCAGACGGCAAGGCAACGGAGGUUGAGGGGUCCCAGAUCGAAGCAUCAUCCUCAUUAACCUCGGGGGGAACAAUCUCCGGAAACGCCAAGGUAUUUUCCAAGAAAAAUGGAGCUGUUUUGCUGCAACUAGAGGGUGGAAAGUUCUCUCCUAUUGAAUCUACUGAACCAAAUGACAGCAAUUCUGAAUCCAUCGCAGCAGCCCAACUCACUUGGAAGUCACAUCUUGAUCUUGCCGAUAUGGAGAGCCUGAUUCGACCAAACCCAGCUUUGAUAAACGACAAUCACGACCUCGAUCUUGUGGAAAAGUUAACUCUUCUCUCCAUCUUUGUUGUCAAAGAGCGCAUGGAAAGCAUUCCUUCACCCCCACAUCUUGAACACAUGGGCAUGUUCCGCAAAUGGAUCCAUGACCAGGCAGCCCGGCUGAUUAAAGACCACUCUAAACUUCAACCUGAAGCCCGGAAGAUCAUAUCUUUGGAGCCUAGUGCUCGGCUCUCACUUCUGGUCGAAUUGCGACAGGAGAUCAUGAAAUCAGGAGCCGCUAGUGCGGCAGUUCUGAUUGGCCGUAUCAUUGACCGUUGCGAAGAUCUCUUGCGAGGCUCUAUUGACGGCAUUGAAGUGCUACAAGCAGACAAUGGUCUAACGGAUUAUUACAACUACGUAGAGUCACGCACUGAUUCCGUGGAUUUCUUCGUCGCUGCUGGCCAUACACGACCGACGCUUCGUGUCCUUGAGAUUGGCGCUGGUACAGGGGGUAGCACUCAGGUUAUCCUUGAGGGUUUAAUGAGUAAAAACGGAGUCGAUCGACUCUACUCUACCUAUGCUUAUACCGAUAUUUCUGCUGGAUUUUUCGUCAAUGCCCGUGAACGGUUCAAGGCCUAUCCCGCUCUGGAUUUCCGGGUUCUCGAUAUCACCAAGGACCCCGUCGAGCAAGGAUUCGAGGCGGCAUCGUUCGAUUUGAUCAUCGCCGGCAAUGUUCUUCACGCCACUCCAUCGCUGAGUGAGACACUGGCAAAUGUGCGCAAACUGCUUGCUCCUGAGGGCUACCUUUUCCUUCAGGAAUUAUCCCCAAAGAUGCAAAUGGUUAACUUUAUCAUGGGCAUCUUGCCAGGAUGGUGGCUUGGAGCUGGAGAAGGCAGAUACACAGAGCCUUAUCUGACGCCAGAAAAAUGGGACGCAGUCCUGAAGCAAGCUGGCUUUUCAGGCACCGAUGCUGCCAUAUACGAUGCGCCGAGUCCUUACCACAUCAACGCCAAUAUUAUUUCCCGACCUGCGAGAAGCUCGCAAGUUCAUAAUACCAUCGAUGAUUCAAGCAUAAAUAAUGUAGGCCAAGACAAUAAACGUCCACGAGUGACCUUGUUGUAUCGUCUAUGCGAUGAGGAUUGUGAGCGCGUCGUACGGCUGCGUUCUUCGAUCGAAGAGAAGGGCUUCCGAACAAUCCUGAGGAGCAUAGAGCAACAUCAGGAGAUUAAAUCAGAUGAUCAAGAGUUGUUGGUAUCAUUGCUCGAUAUCAGGAAGCCGUUCCUCGAGUCCAUAUCGGAAGCCAAUCUAACAGCUUUACAAGCAAUCGUCUCAAGUCUAGGCAGUACGCCAAUGCUCUGGAUCAUGCCACCAGCACAAAGGAAUGUCGGUCGCGACGGAAACCCUAGUUUUGGGCUAUCCUUGGGACUCCUACGCACACUGCGCAACGAGCGUUCCGUUGCCAUUACCACGCUGGAAAUGGACCGUAUGGACGACGCAGGCUUUGCCGCUGCUACUAAGCUUAUGGAAAAACUUGCACACGAAAGGGGGCAAAGCAUUAGAGGUUUGAAGGAAACUUCAGUCAUGGACCCAGACCGGGAGUUUUUCUUCACCAAAGGAGCUCUCGAAGUGGGCAGGUACCAUCCCGUCACUCUAUCUCAAGAUUUGGCACUCAAAUCACAAAAGUCUGGAGCCGCGACACUUCAAAUAGGGCGCCCAGGACUACUGCAGUCACUCAAGUGGAUCGACCUUAUAACACCAAAUCCGGCACACAAUGAGAUCGUCGUCGAGCCUCGGUGUGUGGGCUUGAAUUUCAGGGAUGUACUCCUCUGCAUGGGUAUUGUAGAGGCAAACGAUGUCAGCAUCGGCCUGGAAGGAUCUGGCAUAGUCACGAAGGUCGGAAGCGGUGUCACUGGGCUUCAGCCAGGAGACCGCGUUUUCUACCUUGCAGACAAAUGCUUCUCAACUGAACUAACUGUAUUGGCCGAUCGAUGUGCCAAGAUCCCUUCUUCGCUACCAUUUGAGCAGGCUGCGACGAUGCCGUGCGUUUAUGCUACUGUGAUCCACUCUUUGCUUGAUAUGGGUGGAUUAAAGUCCGGCAUGUCGAUUUUGAUUCAUUCUGCAUGUGGCGGCAUCGGCAUUGCUGCUCUUAACAUAUGUCAGAAUAUCCAAGGCCUAGAGGUAUACGCCACGGUCGGAAGCGAAGUCAAAAUUGAGUACUUGAUGCAAAAUUUCGGCCUUAAACGGGAACAGAUUUUCAAUUCUCGAGACACAUCAUUUCUGCAUGAUGUGCGAGUUGCUACAAAGGGUCGGGGAGUUGACCUUGUGCUUAACAGUCUCUCUGGUGAGCUACUCCAUGCUUCAUGGCAAUGCGUUGCCCCCUAUGGAAAGAUGCUUGAGAUUGGCAAAAGAGACUUCAUUGGGAAGGCCCGCCUGGAUAUGGAUCUCUUUGAAGCAAAUAGGAGUUUCAUCGGCAUUGAUCUGGCUCGAUUUGAUGCGACUCGAUGCCAAAGGUUGCUACAGCGAACGGUAGAUAUGCUCACAACAGGGUCAAUCAGACCUAUAGAGCCCAUCAAAGUCUUCGAUGCGACCGAGGUCGAGGCGAGUUUUCGGUAUAUGCAGAAAGGUACGCACCUUGGUAAGGUUGUGGUGUCAAUUCCAGAGAAAGGUAUGGGCCUACCGAAGACACUACAGACACCGUACGUUGGGCUUAAUCCAUCGGCUACCUACAUGCUCGUAGGUGGACUGGGUGGUUUGGGACGCGCUGUUGCAACGUGGAUGGUAGAAAGAGGGGCACGUCACCUUAUGUUCCUUUCGCGUUCUGCUGGUCAAAGUACCAACGACCAAGCUUUUUUCUGGGAGUUGCAAUGUCAAGGCUGCACAGCACAGGCUGUCCAAGGCGACGUAACAGAUAUAGCAGAUGUUGAGCGCGCAAUGGCGUCUGCGCUUCCAGGAAAGCCCAUCCGGGGUAUUCUGCAAAUGUCCAUGGUACUUUGCGACAAGGCCUUUGCGGAUAUGGAUCUGGAGGACUGGCAAACAACGGUCAAGGCCAAAGUAGAGGGCACAUGGAACCUUCACCGCGCUGCACCACAAGACCUCGAUUUUUUAUUCGUCACUGGAUCUAUCAGCGGCUCAUUCGGUAUGCCUGGCCAAGCAAAUUAUGCUGCCGGUAACACAUAUCUUACUGCAUUCACUCAGCAUCGUCAAGCACUCGGUCUGCCCGCUUCAGUACUUCAUGUUGGUCUGAUGGAGGACAUUGGUUAUCUCGCUCAAAAUCCGACAAGGGCUGAAGCACUUAGGGCCGCUGGUGGAUUCUUUCUGCGUACCCGCCAAUUGCUGGAAGGAAUCAACUGGGCUCUGACUCCGAGUGCGGGCAAGCCAGAUCACUUGAACCAUCAGCUCACCAUUGGCUUGCGAUGCGAGAAGCCAUUGCUGGACCCUGCUAACCGUGUCAUCUGGAAAAAGGACUCUCGCAUGGGCCUAUAUCACAAUCACAACGCGUCAAACAUUACCGCUGGUGGUCCUGAGGACAACGAAACUGACGCCCUUCGUCUCUUCAUGGGCUCAAUUGACGCUGAACCGGGUCUUCUUGACGAACAGGGUUCGCUAGACUUUGUGACACGCAUCAUCGGCACCCGUGUUUAUACCUUUAUGCUUCAUCCGCUCGAGGAUAUGGACUUGACUGCGUCGCUGACAUCCUUGGGCGUGGACUCUUUGGUCACCAUAGAGCUGCGUAACUGGAUCAAGCGCAGUUUUGGUGGUCUAGAGUUCAGUACCUUAGAGAUCCUCGACGCUCGUACUAUCGACGGCUUGGGUAGACUGACAAUAGACGCACUGAAGACACGAUUGGGGAAGGUAGGUGUGGAUCAAAAAGGCGAUGCAUACCUAGAUAUGAAGGCCCCAUAGACUCAAACCUAGGUUCUGAUGCUACACGACAUGUCGAGUCAAUCCAUCAAGCUUCAUGCUUAUGGGGAGUUCUAUAGCCAACAUAACUUGAACUCUUCACAACUUCAUAUUUCCUUUUUCAAAGACAGGGCUGUACUAUGGAAGGGUGGUCCUGGAACUGUUUUUUCGUACACGUACAGUAUUCCAAUUAGAGCGAAAUGUAUCAAGUGAUUUGUAUUCAUUUAUUGUCUUUAGAAAGGAAAAUUAAAUCCCAGAAUUGAAU